Molecule: messenger RNA, 1892 nt
Organism: Cryptomeria japonica (Japanese cedar)
Lineage: Eukaryota; Viridiplantae; Streptophyta; Pinopsida; Cupressales; Cupressaceae
Product: lectin-4
Exons: 2
Coding region: 130-1269 (379 amino acids)
Molecular function (GO): carbohydrate binding
Source: RefSeq, a predicted model, not a curated record
UUGGUUUCUUGUGGUGGUGGGGGGAAGUGGUAGCCAAUGGAAAUUUAAGUCUGCUGCUCAUGAUGUUCUAAAAGAGAAGUUGUAGCAGAAAGCGUUUGUUAAGCUAUUUUUCCUUUACACGACCCUUUAAUGGCUGUUAGUACCCUUACAGUAGUUACUGUUUCUGUGAUAUUUCAUUUUUUCGUAUCAGAAAUUUCACCUCUCGAUGCAAAAAAUGUCCAAGUUAGCUUUGAAUUGAAUGCUUCCAGUAGAGAUCGUAUUGCAUGUGAUGCAGAUGCAAAAUUUGUAUCUGGUACAUUACAACUUACAAAUGGCAGGAAGGCUAAUGAAACCCAGGGAAGUGCAGGGAGAGCCGUAUAUAAGGAAACGAUUCCUCUAUGGGACGCUUCUGCUAAAGCGGUUGCCGACUUUACCACACAUUUUCAAUUCCAAAUUAAUUCGACUGAUUACGGAUCUGCUCUUGGGGAUGGAUUUGCUUUUUUCAUGGCGCCUAGGGAAAUGGGUUAUAAGGUAUCAUUCAGAGGAGAGGGCGGAUAUCUUGGCCUUUUUGACUCCGACAGUGACGGCAGCCCAUCUAGCAAACUUACAGCUGUUGAAUUCGACACAUAUAAAACUUCACCAUGGGAUGCAGACGACAACCACUUUGGAAUUGAUGUCAACACAAUCAAUUCUACAGCCACUCGUCAUCUAGAUGAAAAAUUGAAUGGCGGUGAAAUAUGGGACGCUCAGAUAGAUUAUCACGGCCGAGAAAAUAUGCUGGAAGUUCUUGCUUCCUGUAGAUGCAAGCACAAAGGACCAUGGAAAUCGUCACAUAAAAUAGAUUUGACACGCUAUCUUCCUGAAGAUAUUGUGGUGGGAUUUUCCGCUGCAGCAAGCAUUUCAAGCGAGGUUUACCGACUGCUUUCUUGGAACUUCACCAGCACUAUUUCUAGAAGGGAAAGGGAGUUCUCAUGGAAAGUAACUGUGGCAAUCGAUUUUAUUACCAGUUUGGUCAUAACUAGUUUGAUCUCUUUUAUCAUCUAUUAUAAGAAACGAUGCAGACCAACAUCUGACAGCAUGGAAGACCAACCAGAGUCAGAUAUGGAGGCAGAUAUAGACAUGGCGUUGGACCAUAUUCCCCGUAAAUUUACUUACGAGGAGCUCAGCGCGGGCCCUAAUUCGCAGGAGAUGAGAGUGUUUCGAGCUCUGCAGCAUCUUCUUCCACUCUGGCGUCCGCAUCAACAAACUCAAGUAUUACCAAAUAAUAGAAAGGCUGGAUCUGAGCUUUGAGGAAAAUUCUAUCUUAUUCUUAGCCACAGUGGAGUGUUGCCCAGGCGAUGUGUAAGAGCUCCACCAUUCUCCUGCAGCAGCUCCCCGCUUUAAUCCACUCUUCUUCAGACACAAAUUCCCAUAACUGCUUACUAUCUGUAAUGUCCUCACCGGUGUUUGGAAGCUUUGCAGGCUGGAUCUGAGCUUUGAGGAAAAUUCUAUCUUAUUCUUAGCCACGGUGGAGUGUUGCCCAGGCGAUGUGUAAGAGCUCCACCAUUCUCCUGCAGCAGCUCCCCGCUUUAAUCCACUCUUCUUCAGACACAAAUUCGCCAGUUCCUUGUGUCCUCCCAGAAUCUGUUGAAGAAAGCUCUGACUCUUUUUACACAGUUGCAGAGGCUAAGCAUUAAAUCAGAGGAGUUCACCUUUGGAAGUGGGUCCAGAUUUUGUUCGAUGUUAAGGGAUUAGGAAUUCAGCGACUUAGCUAUGAAUACACUAACAAAUCACGAUUUGAGUGUGAACAAUUUGGUGAACUGUGGCUUUGUUUGAUGUGUUUUCUAAAUGUUUUGAUAUGAAGGAUAAAAUGAAAGUGUUUGACAAUAUGUCUCUGGUAUUUAAUGCUACGAUAGCAGGGUAUGGGUAUAAAA